AGAAGCCGAACAGAAACAGACUCGUAUAAGCAUACCUAUAAGGUAUACUGUUUGGUGGGAGGAAGAAUCAGUUUGAAAGUGUGAGCCGCGAGAGACGAACACAAUCUCUUUGACGUACUUUUUUAUCCACCAUGAGAUCUUGGAUAUGUGACUCAGUAUUUAUAAUCUUAUCAAUCAUCAUAACUGCUCACGGGUCAUCCAUCGAUGUGCCGUGUAUUGAGGACAGUAAAUUUUAUAGAAAUCCAAAUACAUUAGCUCACAAUGUAUGGUCACCAAAUGAAUGUGCCAAAUAUUAUUUAUGUUUAGACAAUGAAGUAUUUGAGUUUAAAUGCUCAGAGGGUCUUCUAUUCGAUGUUACGAGACAGAUAUGCGACUUCAAAGCCAAUGUAGACAAUUGCGAUGUAACUUCAGAACACCAACCGCCUAAGCCAUUAUUGGAAAAAGGGGACUGCAAAGAUAACACACUAGCUUGUGGUGACGGUACUUGUCUUCCUAAUUCAUAUUUUUGUGACGGAAGUGUUGAUUGUACCGAUGGUUCCGAUGAAGGCUGGUGUGAUGGAGGCCCGGAUAAAAAUUCUGCGACAAAUUGCAAUUCACAAAAAUGUUAUUUACCAGAUUGUUGGUGUUCUCAAGACGGUAAACAGAUACCGAAUAAUUUAACACAUACUGAAGUGCCACAAAUGAUAAUGAUAACGUUUAAUGACGCUGUUAAUGCAGAAAAUUUUGAUUUUUAUAGUAAGUUUUUUAAUGACAAGCGGAAAAAUCCAAAUGGAUGUCCUAUAAGAGGAACGUUUUAUGUAAGCCAUCAAUACACUAAUUACAGAGAUGUCCAGUAUCUUUGGAAUAAAGGCCAUGAAAUCGCUGCUCAUUCAGUAACACAUCGAGGACCGGAAGAAUGGUGGUCACUGAAUGCUACAAUAGAGGACUGGUUCGAUGAAAUGGUUGGAGUAGCAAAUAUUAUAAAUAAAUACGCUGGAGUAAGAAUCGAAGAUAUCAAAGGACUAAGAGCGCCCUUUUUGCGUGUCGGUUGGAAUCGACAAUUUUUAAUGAUGUCAGAAUUUGGUUUUGUUUAUGACGCAUCUAUCGUUGCACCGUUUUCUGAUCCACCUUUAUGGCCAUACACGCUAGACUAUAAGAUACCUCAUCAAUGCGCGAGUACGGGUCAAAUGUGCCCAACUAGAACAUAUCCCGGUUUAUGGGAACUGCCAUUAAAUCAACUUCUCUCUGGGGAAUAUACCUGCAGUAUGAUAGACGAUUGCCCCAUAAGUUUGUCCGGAGAAGAAAUUUACAAAAUGUUAAUGCUGAAUUUUAAAAGACAUUAUUUGAGUAAUCGGGCGCCCAUUGGCUUACAUUUUAAUCCGAUGUGGUUCCGCAAUCCUACAAGCAAUUACGCUUUCAGCAAAUUUGUGGAUGAUUUGCUGCAAUUACCGGACGUCUACUUUGUAACAGGUAAUCAAGUUAUUGAGUGGAUGAAAAAACCUACGCCAGUUGUUGAUCUAAUGGAAUUUGAACCAUGGCAAUGUAAUAAACGAUUUAAGCCCCAUGAAAUAGCAUGCGAGUUUCCAAGCUCUUGUAAAUUACCUAGUCGUGUUUUAAAGUCCUAUAGAUACUUGAAUACGUGUUUCGAUUGUCCAAAACAAUAUCCUUGGUUAAGAAAUGAAUUUGGAACUGAAUGAGCUUUAUAGACUCCUAUAAAUAUUCAUUUAUUUAAAAUCCUUGUUUGAAUUAUUUUUUAAUUGAAAAUUAUGCUUUCAUCUUUGUAUGUACAGUCCAGUUUCGAAAUCGGGACUGGAGGGAAGAAAAUGUUGAAAAUUUUGAUUCCUCCACUACCGCGCAUGACGUGUAUUAAGUCUGGACUCGUUAUAAAACUAGUUUCGAUGUUUUUGUUUUUUUAAAUGAGAAAUUAGUAUCUUGUCGUAAAAUUGUGUAAAUAAGAAAAAAAUUAAUUUAUACUGCAUAACUAAAUUACGAAUUUGCUACUUAAUUUUUUGCGACUGGCGAUAUAAAAUAAUUGGGUCGUGAUAUUUGAAUAGAAUGAUUGACAGAAGUGUUCGGGGCAAUAUUUAACGAAUCACGGAAAAGAGUCUUAUAAUGAGAUUGUAUUGAGCAUUGAAUAAAACUGAGUAGUUGAUAAUAGAGGGAAAAAAUAAUGAAUUAUACGUCAGUUUUUAUUUUAAUUGUUUGUUGUGAAUUGUAUAUAUGUGUUUCAGAAUUGUAUUAUUUUUUAUUAUUAUUGUUAUUGUUACAACUAUUUGUAAAAAACUACAAAAUUGGCAUUCCAUUUUUAUUGUUUAAUUUUUUUAUUUUAAUAAAAGACUGCAAGUUUCAUUUGAAUUUUUUGCAAAUAAAAAAUAAUUGUACUGUACACUUCUCAUAAAUAAAUAAUCUGUAGACUC
Microplitis mediator is the source of this 2396-nucleotide messenger RNA. It is a transcript of the gene ChLD3, whose product is annotated as chitin deacetylase 1. Bases 132 to 1676 code for a protein of 514 amino acids. Lineage: Eukaryota; Metazoa; Arthropoda; Insecta; Hymenoptera; Braconidae. The record is from RefSeq and is a predicted model, not a curated record. The transcript has 9 exons. Gene Ontology annotation, molecular function: chitin binding; protein binding. Gene Ontology annotation, biological process: carbohydrate metabolic process. Gene Ontology annotation, cellular component: extracellular region.